Suricata suricatta (meerkat) is the source of this 2417-nucleotide messenger RNA. It is a transcript of the gene DPYSL2, whose product is annotated as dihydropyrimidinase like 2. Gene Ontology annotation, molecular function: hydrolase activity, acting on carbon-nitrogen (but not peptide) bonds, in cyclic amides. The record is from RefSeq and is a predicted model, not a curated record. Gene Ontology annotation, cellular component: cytoplasm; cytosol. Bases 75 to 2108 code for a protein of 677 amino acids. NCBI's taxonomy places the organism in Eukaryota, Metazoa, Chordata, Mammalia, Carnivora, Herpestidae. The transcript is spliced from 14 exons.
CACAGAGGCCGAUUUAGGGACCGGCAGACCGACGGACGGACGGACGGUGAGGACCCUCCCCGAGCUCCCGCGCCAUGGCCGAGAGGAAGCAAUCCGGGAAGGCGGCAGAGGACGAAGAAGUCCCUGCCUUUUUUAAAAACCUGGGCUCAGGCAGCCCCAAGCCCCGGCAGAAAUUCUGUGGCAUGUUCUGCCCAGUGGAAGGGUCCUCCGAGAACAAGACCAUCGAUUUCGACUCGUUAUCUGUGGGCCGGGGCUCGGGGCAGGUGGUGGCUCAGCAGCGGGACGUCGCCCACUUGGGCCCGGACCCUCAGCCGCCGUACUCCCGGCAGGGCCGGCGCGCCGGCGGGGAGCCAUCUGUUGAAUCGAGCCGGAAGGUGGAGAUCCGGCGGGCCUCGGGCAAAGAAGCCCUGCAGAACAUCUACGACCAGAGCGAUCGUCUUCUGAUCAAAGGAGGUAAAAUUGUUAAUGAUGACCAGUCAUUCUAUGCAGACAUAUACAUGGAAGAUGGGUUGAUCAAGCAAAUAGGGGAAAACCUGAUUGUGCCGGGAGGGGUGAAGACGAUUGAAGCCCAUUCUAGGAUGGUGAUCCCUGGAGGGAUUGAUGUCCAUACCCGCUUCCAGAUGCCUGACCAAGGAAUGAUCUCUGCUGAUGACUUCUUUCAAGGCACCAAGGCCGCCCUGGCUGGGGGAACCACCAUGAUCAUUGACCAUGUCGUGCCUGAGCCGGGGACAAGCCUGCUGGCAGCCUUCGACCAGUGGAGGGAGUGGGCUGACAGCAAGUCCUGCUGUGACUACUCUCUGCACGUGGACAUCACUGAGUGGCAUAAGGGCAUCCAGGAGGAGAUGGAGGCCCUGGUGAAGGACCACGGGGUAAAUUCCUUCCUGGUGUACAUGGCUUUCAAAGAUCGCUUCCAGCUAACCGAUUCCCAGAUCUAUGAAGUACUGAGCGUGAUCCGGGAUAUUGGCGCCAUCGCCCAAGUCCACGCAGAAAACGGGGACAUCAUUGCAGAGGAACAGCAGAGGAUCCUGGAUCUGGGCAUCACGGGCCCCGAGGGACACGUGCUGAGCCGGCCGGAGGAGGUCGAGGCCGAAGCUGUGAAUCGCUCUAUUACCAUCGCCAACCAGACCAACUGCCCCCUGUAUGUCACCAAGGUGAUGAGCAAGAGCGCGGCGGAAGUCAUCGCCCAGGCCCGGAAAAAGGGAACUGUGGUGUAUGGCGAGCCCAUCACCGCCAGCUUGGGGACUGAUGGCUCCCACUACUGGAGCAAGAACUGGGCCAAGGCUGCCGCUUUUGUCACCUCCCCACCCCUGAGCCCUGACCCAACCACUCCGGACUUUCUCAACUCCUUGCUGUCCUGUGGGGAUCUUCAGGUCACGGGCAGCGCCCAUUGCACAUUCAACACCGCCCAGAAGGCUGUAGGAAAAGACAACUUCACCCUGAUCCCCGAAGGCACCAAUGGCACCGAGGAGCGGAUGUCCGUCAUCUGGGAUAAGGCUGUGGUCACAGGGAAGAUGGACGAGAACCAGUUUGUGGCCGUGACCAGCACCAAUGCAGCCAAAGUCUUCAACCUGUACCCCCGGAAAGGCCGCAUUGCUGUGGGAUCUGAUGCUGACCUGGUCAUCUGGGACCCCGACAGCGUGAAAACCAUCUCUGCCAAGACCCACAAUAGUGCUCUUGAGUACAACAUCUUUGAAGGCAUGGAGUGCCGUGGCUCCCCACUGGUGGUCAUCAGCCAGGGGAAGAUCGUCCUGGAGGAUGGCACCCUUCAUGUCACUGAAGGCUCUGGGCGCUACAUCCCCCGGAAGCCCUUCCCUGAUUUCGUUUACAAACGAAUCAAGGCGAGGAGCAGACUUGCAGAACUGAGAGGGGUUCCCCGUGGCCUGUACGACGGACCCGUGUGCGAGGUGUCCGUGACACCCAAGACCGUCACUCCAGCCUCCUCGGCCAAGACCUCUCCUGCCAAGCAGCAGGCCCCUCCUGUCCGGAACCUGCACCAGUCUGGAUUCAGCUUGUCUGGUGCUCAGAUCGAUGACAACAUUCCCCGCCGCACCACCCAGCGCAUUGUGGCGCCCCCUGGUGGCCGUGCCAACAUCACCAGCCUGGGCUAGAGGUGCCCAGCGGCAACCUGCCUGGGGAUGGGGGGUGGGACACCUGAGGACAUUCUGAGACUUCCUUCCUUACUUUUUGUUUUUUUUUAAGAGCCUGUGAUAGUUACUGUGAGGCAGCCAGUUCAUGGGCUCCCUCUUGGGCCCUGCACUCCGGCCCUCACCCGGAGUCACUGAUUUUGCUCACCCACUUCCCUACACAUCUACGAAUAUCACACCCAAGUCUAUCCACCAGCCCCAUACACGGACUGCAUCCAACACUCAGACAUGCGAAACCAAGCAAAUCACAACGAGGGCGUUUUUCAUCUCCAA